Messenger RNA from Zasmidium cellare ATCC 36951, 705 nucleotides. RefSeq lists its product as uncharacterized. The record is from RefSeq and is a predicted model, not a curated record. The transcript has a single exon. Gene Ontology annotation, cellular component: nucleus; cytoplasm. Gene Ontology annotation, biological process: mRNA splicing, via spliceosome; protein modification process. NCBI's taxonomy places the organism in Eukaryota, Fungi, Ascomycota, Dothideomycetes, Mycosphaerellales, Mycosphaerellaceae. Gene Ontology annotation, molecular function: protein tag activity. Bases 1 to 705 code for a protein of 234 amino acids.
AUGGCAUCAGACGACGAACGCUCACGAUCCGCCUCGCCAGCCCGCGAACCCAAACCAAAGAAAUCCAAAACCAGCGGCGGCUUUCGCUGGAAGGAAAAGCGACCCCGCGAUGAAGAACCAGAUUCUCGCAGCAGCGGGCGAUUAGAGAGGGGAUAUCGAGACCGCUCGCCAAAGCGAGACUCGUACAGAGACAGCAGAGAUGAGAGACGAGAGGACGAGAGGCCACGACGGAGAGAUAACGACGACCGCGAUCGCGACGAAGACCGCCCUGCACGACGACGAGACGCAGGCGACAGCUACCGUCCCGGCAACAACACCACCACCACCUCCUCCCGCGACGAAGAAAUCAAGCGCAAAUUCGGCGAUACACCCACCUCAACCUCAACCAAAGACGCCCCCACCACAGACCCCAAACCCGCCAAAAAGGACAAAAAGUCCAAACCCCCCAAACAAAUCACCACCAACGAGCCCAUGAUCAUCGUCAACGUCAACGACCGCCUGGGCACCAAAGCCGCGAUCCCGUGCUUGGCGAGCGACAGCGUGAAGGCUUUCAAGGCCAUGGUGGCCGCGCAUAUCGGGCGGCAGCCGCAUGAGAUUAUGAUUAAGAGGCAGGGGGAGCGGCCGUUUAAGGAUGUGUUGAGUCUGGAGGAUUACGGGGUUAGUAGUGGGGUGCAGUUGGAUUUGGAGCUGGAUACGGGGGAUUAA